AUGGACCCUCCCGCGGGCAUCGCCUGCCUCCUGCUCUGCUGCGCGCUCUCCCUGCCCACCGGCGCCCUGCGGCGCCCCGGGGACAGAGACCCAGUUCUGAGGAAUAUAGAGGAGUACAGUCUUGUCAUCCCCACCAGCACCGAUUCAGAGGGCAGGUUCCUAUCCCACUUGGUGUCUGGACCACCAAAAGCACGCUUCAGGAGAGCUGUGGAAGACUUGGAGCAUGAAGCAGAAAACGAGCAAAUAUUUUACAAUGUCACUGUUUUUGGAAGAGAGUUUCACUUCAGGUUGCGGCCAAACUCCAGGCUCGUGGCCCCUGGAGCAACAGUUGAAUGGCAGGAGGACUCUGAUGAGACUCAUGUCGAACCUCUCUAUGGGAAUUGCCUCUAUGUUGGGGAUAUCACUGAUCUGCCAAACGCUUCAGUUGCUAUCAGCAAUUGUGAUGGACUGGCUGGCAUGAUUCGCACAGACAAGGACGAGUUCUUCAUUGAACCUCUGGAGAUGGGGGCCCAGGAGGAGGAGGAGGAAGGAGGCAGAACGCAUGUGGUCUAUCGCAGAGCAGCUGCCGAGAAGCAUCUCCCUGUCGAGGGCAUGGGUACCCUUUACACAGCAGCUAACCUCACUCACCUGGAUGGUCUGGACAGCGUCUUGAGCUCCAUUGAAGAGGGUGUGCAGAGGUCAAGGCAGCGCUCCCGCAGGCACGCCGCGGAGGAUGACUACAACAUCGAAGUGCUUCUGGGGGUUGAUGACUCGGUGGUUCAGUUCCAUGGGAAAGAACACGUUCAGAAGUACCUGCUGACCUUGAUGAACAUUGUUAAUGAAAUCUAUCACGACGAGUCCCUGGGUGCUCACAUUAACGUUGUCUUGGUGAGGAUAAUCCUGCUGAGCUAUGGCAAGUCUAUGAGUCUGAUAGAGAUUGGGAACCCCUCGCAGAGCCUGGAGAACGUGUGCCGCUGGGCUUACCUGCAACAGAAACCUGACUCGGGGCAUGCAGAGUAUCAUGACCAUGCAAUCUUCCUCACAAGGCAGGACUUUGGUCCAUCUGGCAUGCAAGGCUAUGCUCCAGUCACUGGAAUGUGUCAUCCUGUUCGAAGCUGCACUCUCAACCAUGAAGAUGGUUUUUCAUCUGCCUUUGUGGUGGCUCAUGAAACUGGACAUGUUUUAGGCAUGGAGCACGAUGGCCAAGGGAACAGGUGCGGGGAUGAAGUCCGCCUGGGGAGCAUCAUGGCCCCCCUCGUGCAAGCUGCCUUUCAUCGCUUCCACUGGUCCCGUUGCAGCCAGCAAGAGCUGAAUCGAUAUCUCCAUUCCUAUGACUGCCUGCGUGACGAUCCCUUCGAGCACGACUGGCCUUCCCUUCCCCAGCUGCCAGGGAUUCACUACUCCAUGAACGAGCAGUGCCGCUUCGACUUUGGUUUGGGCUACAUGAUGUGCACAGCUUUCCGUACAUUUGAUCCCUGCAAGCAGCUGUGGUGUAGCCACCCCGAGAACCCCUACUUCUGCAAGACAAAGAAAGGGCCUCCGCUGGACGGGACCAUGUGUGCACCAGGAAAGCACUGCUUUAAAGGUCACUGCAUCUGGCUAACACCAGACAUCCUGAAGCAGGAUGGACACUGGGGAGCAUGGAGCAAGUUUGGCUCUUGUUCUCGGACCUGUGGCACUGGGGUGAAGUACAGGACACGGCAAUGUGACAAUCCACAUCCUGCCAACGGAGGCCGCACAUGUGUGGGGCCAAGCUACGAGUUCCAGCUGUGCAACACUCAGGACUGCCCUAAGGACUUUGAAGACUUCAGAGAGGAGCAGUGCAAGCAGUGGGAUCCAUACUUUGAGUACCAGAACACAAAACACCACUGGCUCCCCUAUGAACACGUCGAUGCCAAGGAAAGGUGCCACUUGUAUUGUGAAUCCAAGGAGACAGGGGACGUGGUGUAUAUGAAGAGGAUGGUCCACGAUGGCACCCGCUGCUCCUACAAGGAUGCCUACAGUAUCUGUGUGAGGGGAGACUGCUUGAAAGUUGGGUGCGACAGGGUCAUAGGUUCCACGAAGCAGGAGGAUAAGUGUGGUGUUUGUGGAGGAGAUAAUUCCCACUGCAAAGUGAUGAAAGGAACAUUCUCAAGAGUUCCAAAGAAACAAGGGCACAUUAAGAUGUUUGAAAUUCCUGUUGGUGCGAGACACUUACUUAUACAGGAAACAGACACCACCAGUCAUAACCUGGCAAUUAAAAACCGUGAAACAGGGAAAUUCAUUCUGAGUGAAGACAACUAUGUGCCAGACUCUAAAGUUUUUAUUGACAUGGGUGUGGAGUGGGAAUAUCGGAAUGACGAUGGCAGAGAGACCGUGCAGACCAUGGGACCGCUGCGUAAUGGAAUAGUUAUUCUGGUGAUUCCUCAUGGUGGUGCCAAGAUAUCUUUGACUUACAAGUACAUGAUCCAUGAAGAUUCCUUGAAUGUAGAUAACAAUAAUGUUUUGGAAGACGAUUCAGUAUCAUAUGAAUGGGCUUUGAAGAAAUGGUCCCAGUGUUCAAAACCUUGUGGAGGAGGCUACCAGUUCACCAAAUACGGCUGCCGGAGGAAGGCUGACCACAAGAUGGUUCAUCGGAGUUACUGCGAGCUGAUCCAAAAGCCCAAGCCCAUCCGCAGGGUCUGCAACCUCCAGGAGUGCUCCCAGCCCAUCUGGGUUACAGGAGAGUGGGAACCUUGCAGCAAAAGCUGUGGGAAAACAGGCUACCAGGUACGCUCUGUCCGCUGCAUCCAGCCCCUGCACGACAACACAAACCGCUCUGUUCACACCAAGUACUGCAACAACGACCGCCCGGAGGGCAGGAGGCCUUGCAACAGGGAGCUUUGCCCAGCACAGUGGAGAAUAGGAUCCUGGUCACAGUGCUCUGUCAGCUGUGGCAAUGGCACACAGGAUCGCCCGGUCCUGUGCCGCACCAGGGACAAUGCCAUCGGCCUUUGUAAAGAGAGUAAACCAGAGACUGUAAGGAUCUGCAGACUACCUCCGUGUCCAAGAAACGUUUCUGAUCCUUCAAAGAAAACCUACAUGAUACAAUGGCUGUCAAGACCAGAUCCAGACUACCCCAUCCAGAAAAUAUCUUCAAAAGAACAUUGUCAAGGAGACAAGUCAAUGUUCUGUCGCAUGGAGGUUCUCUCCCGCUACUGCUCCAUCCCUGGUUACAAUAAGCUGUGUUGCAAGUCCUGUAACGCAUACAGCAACCUCACAGAGGACGGCAACCUAACCGAUUCUAGCGUAAAUAAGAGCAAUGCCAUUGAGGAGGAGGAGCUCCAGACAACCCUCAGCCCUCCCAUGGGAGUGUCCACCACACAGCCCACCACCAGCAGCCCUCCUCUUGUUCCCAAAACACCUGCCCCUCCUUCCAAUGCAACCGAGGAGCACCCAGAGAUCAAUGCUGUGGAUGUUCCCUAUAAAAUCCAUGGGUUGGAUAACGAAGUGUCCCAGCACAACAUCAUCACACGGAGGAGGAUACCUUAUGAAAGGACAAGGAAUCAAAGAAUUCAGGAGCUGAUUGAUGAGAAAAGGAAAAAAGAGACUCUUAGGAGAAGAACCUAA
This is a messenger RNA of Indicator indicator, 3567 nucleotides long. RefSeq names its product ADAM metallopeptidase with thrombospondin type 1 motif 2 (gene ADAMTS2). The record is from RefSeq and is a predicted model, not a curated record. The coding region runs from base 1 to 3567 and encodes 1188 amino acids. The transcript has 22 exons. Gene Ontology annotation, biological process: proteolysis; extracellular matrix organization. Gene Ontology annotation, molecular function: metalloendopeptidase activity; zinc ion binding. Lineage: Eukaryota; Metazoa; Chordata; Aves; Piciformes; Indicatoridae.